UCCCUCUCUCUUUUCCUCUCUCUCUCUCUCUCUCUCUCUUUCUCUCUCUUUCUCUCUCUCUCUCUCUCUCUCUCUCUGCCUUCCUUUACUCCAUUAAGCGCGUCUCUGACGUCACAGGGCGAUUAACGUUCCUGAUUGGUCCCGCGAGCAGAUGGAGGAGUCCUAAUGAGCAUGGCUCGCGCAGAGAGAAAGAAGCAGGUUGACAUCUCGGCUGGACGGUAAAACGUGAAACAAACAGGCUCCAGGUCUCCGCCGCUCUCCUCUUUCUACAGACCGUAUACCGUGGCCGCGGGAGACGGUCUGUCCUCUCCUCUCCAGCUCUUCCUCCUCUUCCUCCUCCUCCUCCUCUCCCUGACUUCUCCUCUCUUUGACUGCAUGUUGAGCCACACUGCCUCCCUCUGCAUCUUCACUUCGGCCCCGCCGCAGCCCGGGCGAGCAGCAUGGACAGCCGGGUACUCGAGCAUCCUCACGCCCAGUUCGGAGGCUCCCUGGGCGGGCUGGUGGGCUUCCCCUACGCGCUCGGUCCUCAUCACCACCACCACCACCAUCACCAGCACCUCUACGAGCUCGCCACCGGCGGACACCAGCUGCAGUCCGCGGCCGCCGUGCCCUUCUCUAUAGACGGAUUACUUAACGGCUCCUGCUCGGCCUCGGUGGUCGGAUCCAACGCGCUGCUGUCUCCGGACAGCCAGCAGUACAAACUAUCCGAUUCUGGAGACCCGGAUAAGGACUCUCCCGGUUGUAAACGGAGACGCACGAGGACGAAUUUCACCGGGUGGCAGUUGGAGGAGCUCGAGAAGGCGUUCAACGAGAGUCACUAUCCAGAUGUGUUCAUGCGGGAGGCGCUCGCGCUCAGGCUUGACCUCGUGGAGUCCAGGGUUCAGGUUUGGUUCCAAAACCGACGUGCUAAAUGGAGAAAGAAGGAGAACACAAAGAAAGGGCCGGGGCGGCCUGCUCACAACUCCCACCCGACCACGUGCAGCGGCGAGCCCAUGGACCCCGAGGAGAUCGCACGCAGGGAUCGAGAGCGGGCCGAGAAGAAGAAGCGGAAGCAGGAGAGGAAGCUGCUGAAGUCUCAGAACAAACUUCUCGCGGGCGACAGCUUCCACACACCCGGAGGUUCAGAGAGCGACAGCGGCGUCUCCCAGUUCACUGACAGCGAGCAGCAGUCUUCAGGGAGUAUUCACCUUGAACUGCCAGCAUCAAAGGGUGCAGGAGGACACCAAACUGAAUCCAGCUGUGACCAAACACGACACGACUUCAGCCAACUACAAAACCACCAAAACCAAAGAACCGCGGGAGAACCGGAGCAGGUUUCUCCAGGCAGCACGCACAGCUCCAGUCCUGGAGGCCCGAGGUCCUCCGCCCUGCAGAAACGCAACCCUUUCAGCGUGGAGAGCCUCCUCUCCGACGCCACGCCUCGACGGAAACCUCAGCUGGACUUCCCCUCGUUGCCCAGUCAGAGGACACUGGUGGGUAAAGGUCACUUCUUGCUUUACCCCAUUACCCAUCAGCCCUUGGGCUUUCUAGUGCCCCAAACAGCCCUGAAGGCCUCACCGUGUCAGGACGUUAACAGGCUCAGCCUGGGACAGAGGAGCCCCGCUCCCUCUGACCUCUCCAGCUUUGUCACUAAGCCUCUAAACUCGGAUCAUACGGAGCACAACACGCAGCACCACCACAAUCACAUUAGCAAUAGAGUGGAUGGAACAGACACGGAGGAGUGUGGUGGUGACUGCAGCGACGGACGACUCCCCGUUUCUCCUCCGCCAGCAGACAGCGUGUCUCGGACCAGGCCGAGCCCCGGCGACGGCAGCAGCGAGGAGACGAGUUUGAAAGUUGUAACGGAGGCAGCGGCCGACGGCUGCCAAGCCGCCGAGCUGUGUGCUAAAGAGAAGGGUGUAAGAGAGGAGCGAGCGUCUCCAGACCUCUCCGAGUGUCUCAAGGCAAACACAGACUGUCAAGAAACACCCGGAACAGAUGGAGAGGAUGUCGAUAUGGACUAACACUUUCCAAGGAGCAAACAUAAACAAAGGACCAGGAACACCGCUCAGACUAUUCAAACAUUCCCAAAGCUCUGCUGAGACACUCGAAAAACACAUAUCAGGAAUCAGGAGACUUAAUUCUCAUCUAUUUUUUAAUCAUAAUGUGUGAUCAAUCCAGAUGGCCCCCCCAAAAAAAGCUGUCCUCAUAUUCAGGCGUUAGGCCUCAACACCUUUAGAAGCAGCUUCUCUUUCUCCUUUACGGGGACCAACUUGUAACAAUAAAACAUCUUACACACAACAAAAAUCCUCAGAUAUUGUAAAAAGGAGAAAAUGAUAUUUAUAUGUAAACAUUUUGAUAAAUAAAGUUAUUGUUUAAAUUGAA
Sebastes umbrosus (honeycomb rockfish) is the source of this 2364-nucleotide messenger RNA. RefSeq names its product homeobox protein unc-4 homolog. Gene Ontology annotation, biological process: regulation of DNA-templated transcription. Lineage: Eukaryota; Metazoa; Chordata; Actinopteri; Perciformes; Sebastidae. The coding region runs from base 441 to 2003 and encodes 520 amino acids. Gene Ontology annotation, molecular function: sequence-specific double-stranded DNA binding; DNA-binding transcription factor activity, RNA polymerase II-specific. The transcript is spliced from 3 exons. The record is from RefSeq and is a predicted model, not a curated record.